Messenger RNA from Diaporthe citri, 963 nucleotides. RefSeq lists its product as uncharacterized. The record is from RefSeq and is a predicted model, not a curated record. The coding region runs from base 1 to 963 and encodes 320 amino acids. NCBI's taxonomy places the organism in Eukaryota, Fungi, Ascomycota, Sordariomycetes, Diaporthales, Diaporthaceae. The transcript has 2 exons.
AUGACGGACAAACGCGCCGAUGAAGACAUCUUCUGGGUCAAAGAAGAGAACGAUGGCAGCGACGAAGAGUCGGAAUCCUCCUCAGAUCCCACGGCUUUCAGCUUGUCCCUCACCCCCGAGGAUAGUCAAUCCGGCGGAUACCACGUGAGAAACCGUCUUGGCCAGUACCAACGUCCAGUCGUCUCCUCAUUUCACGGGGGUUACUCGUGGAAGCCCGCCUUCCGAGUGAGCUGCUGCGCCAAAGCUAUGAUCCACGGGCUCAUGGGUGGUACGUCUCAAAAGGCAGCGACUUUACUAGUUUACGAGUUCAAGUUUAUUACCUCCCGAAGCGAGACUCGCAUCAAAGCGGCCAGCAUAUCAUUCGAAUUCAAAGCCGAUCCGAAAUCAAAAGCUGCCACCACUCCCAGCGUUGCAAAGGUCCGCCCAUGUGGUGUCCUUAAAAUGGAGGAGACAGUCCAGAAUGAGGUCUCCAAACUCGGAAUAUCGAUGAACAUUGGACCUAGCGUACCUGUAGUGGAUGUCAGCUUGGCCCCGUCGAAGGAACGGGUCGUGACCCAAGAUGUCAAGUAUUACACAAUUGUUAACGGCGACAAUCCACCAGAUGAAGACUUCGGUGAUCGUUUCUUAGCCUCGUUUACGCUACAGGAAAAUAAGGCACAAGAGUCAGGAAUCCCGUCGGAAUUCACAGUGGCCAUUCUACUGGAGCGAGAUAGCGAUGCGGAUUUCAUGAUGGUUCCGCGGAUCGAAGCAACACCAGACCUUGCCACAAGAGUAGUCUCACUGGUAUCAUCAAGAACACCAGAUGAACCAGUCUACUUCAGGGUAGAUGAAGAACCUUUCAACCAACUCGACAGGGAAGUGAAGAUUGAACGGGACGGUCUAGGAAACACGGACCUGGAGGAUUUGUGGGACUGUACGACGUAUAACAAGUACGGCAGAGCUGUGAAGAUGUCUACGAAGUAA